AUGGCACCUCCUGAGUUGGAGGAAUUGAGGAAGCAGUUGAAGCAAUUGUUGGACGCUGGGUACAUCCAACCGUCCAAGGCCCCUUAUGGUGCCCCAGUUCUUUUCCAGAAGAAGAGGGAGGGAACGCUGAGGUUGUGCAUCGACUAUAGGGCGCUAAACAAGGUGACCAUCAAAAACAAGUAUCCAAUCCCUUUGAUUGCAGAUUUGUUUGAUCAGUUGGGAGGAGCUAGGUACUUCACCAAGUUGGACCUGCGCUCAGGAUACUAUCAAGUGAGGAUCGCACCGGGAGAUGAACCAAAGACCGCAUGUGUGACGAGAUAUGGGUCUUACGAGUUCCUUGUCAUGCCGUUUGGCUUGACUAACGCCCCUGCAACCUUUUGCACUUUUAUGAACAAGGUAUUCCAUCCUUUCUUGGACAAGUUUGUUGUGGUUUACAUCGAUGAUAUUGUGGUGUAUAGCAAUUCCCUAGAGGAGCAUCUUGAGCACUUGCAGAAAGUCUUCCAAGUUCUGAGGGAGAACGAGCUGUAUGUGAAGAGGGAGAAGUGCUCAUUUGUCCAAGAAGAGGUAGAGUUCCUUGGUCACAAGAUACGGGGAGGUCAAUUGCUCAUGGAGGAGGGCAAGGUGCGAGCCAUUCAAGAAUGGGAGCCACCAACCAAGGUACCUGAGUUGCGGUCUUUCCUUGGGUUGGUCAACUACUAUCGCAGGUUCAUCAAGGGAUAUUCAGCCAUUGCCGCCCCCUUGACGGAUUUGCUUAAGAAGAACAAGGCGUGGGAGUGGACAACCCGAUGCCAGCAUGCCUUCGAUGAGUUGAAGAGGGCACUUAUGGAGGAACCCGUGCUGAGACUUCCUGAUCUUAGCAAACCGUUUGAGGUACACACUGAUGCAUCAGAUUUUGCUAUUGGUGGUGUACUCAUGCAGGAUGGACACCCAUUGGCUUUCGAGAGUCGGAAGCUCAAUGACACGGAGCGGAGGUAUACAGUUCAAGAGAAGGAGAUGACAGCCGUAGUGCAUUGCUUGCGGACUUGGAGGCACUACUUGCUGGGUUCUCAGUUCGUGGUCAAGACUGACAAUGUUGCCACAAGCUACUUUCAGUCUCAACAGAAGUUGUCACCCAAGCAGGCUAGGUGGCAAGACUUCUUGGCGGAGUUCGACUACAAACUGGAGUACAAGCAAGGGAAGACAAAUGUCGUUGCUGAUGCCCUAAGCAGGAAGGCCGCACUUGCAGCUGUUGUACAACCCCAGAGUUCUCUCAUGCAGAGGAUACGAGAGGGCUUGUUGCAUGAUCCUCAAGCCAAAAGUCUGUUGGAGCUUGUCAAAGAUGGGAAGACAAGGAGAUUUUGGCUCGAUGAUGGUGUUCUUUAUGCAACAGGGAAGAGGAUCUAUGUUCCAAGGUGGGACAAUCUGAGGCGAGAGCUACUGAAGGAGUGUCAUGACUCGAAGUGGGCGGGACAUCCAGGCACUCAUCGGACGUUAGCCUUGAUGAGUGAAGCUUACUAUUGGCCACAGAUGCGGGAGGAUGUAGACUCGUUCGUGCGGACUUGUCUUGUAUGCCAACAAGACAAGACAUUGCAGAAGCAGCCGGGUGGGUUGCUAGAGCCACUUCCUGUUCCAGCCAGACCAUGGGAGAGUUUGUCCAUGGACUUCAUUGUGAGUCUACCCAAGUCAGAAGGGUGUGGCUCAAUUUUGGUGGUGGUCGACAGGUUCACCAAGUAUGCUACCUUCAUCCCUGCACCAGCGGACUGCAAUGCGGAGGAAGCUGCACGCUUGUUUAUUAAGCAUGUGGUGAAGUAUUGGGGAAUUCCCAAGAGUAUUAUCAGUGACCGCGACACUCGCUUUACUGGUAAACUUUGGACGGAGCUCUUCAGGCUACUUGGGUCACAAUUGAACUUCUCUACCAGCUUUCACCCACAGACAGAUGGUCAGACGGAACGGGUGAACGCAUUGUUGGAGCUAUACUUGAGGCAUUAUGUGAGUGCCAACCAGCGAGAUUGGGCAAAGUUGUUGGAUGUUGCUCAGUUCUCAUACAACUUGCAGCGGUCGGAGUCAACAGGGUCAAGUCCUUUCGAGUUGGCAACAGGACAACAACCUAUGACACCGAACACAGUGGUGUCAGGCUACACGGGGAGUAGCCCAGCUGCAUACAAGACAGCCAAGGAGUGGCAGGUGACUAAUGAGCUGGCUCGGGCUCAAUUGGAGAAGGCAACUCGGAAGAUGAAGAAAUGGGCGGACAAGCAUAGGCGAGAUGUUGUGUUCCAACCAGGUGAUAUGGUCUUUGUGAAGCUCAACCCCUCUCAACACAAGUCCACUAGAAAGUUACACAAGGCGUUGUUGAGGAGAUAUGAGGGCCCAUUUCCUAUCAUCCGAUCAGUGGGAAGAGCUGCUUACCGUGUGGAACUACCACCCCGAUUGAAGAUUCAUCCGGUGUUCCACGUGAGCAAUCUCAAGCCCUACCAUGCCGACCCCGAGGAGCCAAGUCGUGGAGAGUCUCAACGAGCUCCACCUUUGAUGGUGACUUCAUUUGACAAGGAGGUUGAGUGCAUCAUGGCCAAGCGAGAAGUGCGACGCAAGGGUGUACCGAGGUACUUUGAGUACUUUGUCAAAUGGAAGGGCCUGCCAGAUUCCGAAGGCAACUGGGAGAAAGAAGAGUCUUUGUGGAAGUACAAAGACAUCAUCGAAGCAUUCGAACGAGAAGGAUCUACCUCGGCGACGAGGACGUCUCCGGAUUAG
Molecule: messenger RNA, 2727 nt
Organism: Prunus armeniaca (apricot)
Lineage: Eukaryota; Viridiplantae; Streptophyta; Magnoliopsida; Rosales; Rosaceae
Source: the annotation of a GenBank genome assembly